ACCAAAGUCUUCCAAGUCAAGGGAUAUCCAUUAUUAUUUUUUUGGUUCAAGUCCAUUAUUGUCUUCUCUUGAACCGUUCUUCUCUCUGUGCUAUUACUGUAACAAUCUCUUCCACAUCGCAUCUCAUUACACCAUUCUCUGUUCCCAGUAAAUUAUUUCUUAAAACCAUAUACUCUUCUCUUGCCUGUGCUUUCUGCUCUUUUCUUUCUGAAUACUGCUUGAGCAAAGCAGCUCUUGGAGGGCAUCUUGAAUCCAGAUUACUUAAGCAAAGCAGUAACUAUAAGGAACUUGAAGAACCGCUUUUAAUUUAUCUCCCAGUUCUUUCAUGUUUGCUUAGGCAAACCCGUGACUAUAUAUCACUUGGAGAACCUCUUUUUGCAGGCAGACACAUCCAGAAAGAAAAACGCAAUCAAUCCAAAGAUGAAGAAAACGAUUCAUCCUCGCGAAAGAGAAGAAAAGCUGGCCUCAGCAAGCCUGUCAGUUUUGUCUCCACAGAGCCACUGAUCAAAAUGAUGCCACCGAAUGAUGAAGUUCGGGAUUACUUUUGGAGAUAUGUUGAAAGGGUGGCUGAAGGUAAAAGGAAGUGUACGUUUUGUGGGAAAUUAUUUGCCGAAGGUACUAGCAUUACGAGGAUCAAAUGGCAUUUAUCAAGAGUGGAAGGGCAUGGUGUUACAACUUGUAAACUUGUUACUCCAGAAGUUCAAGAUGCAGCCCGUGAAGCAGUUGAUGGCUUAAGCAAUAACGAGGUCGCUAAUGCAAUUUCAGAUUCUUCACAAGAACAGAACAAUGUAAUCAGUAAUCAAGCUGAUGAGCCUCGGGGAGAUUCAUCCCAACCAAUUGAUGCAAUUAUGAACUAUGCGCAGAACAUAGUUGGAGUGAGGACAGAACCAGCGGUUCAAUUGUUGGUACAAAGCAAUGCGGAGGCUGACAAUUUGGCAAGGGAUGAUGGAAGAGUACAGGUGAGAGUUCAAGACAUGGAACAAGGUGUGGAGGAAGAGAUAAUUUCUUCGCAUCUAGAAGCGGCAAAUGGAAUUGAAAACACCGGUGAAGGAUCUAUCCAGCAUGUUGACAGAAAUGCACAAGAGAAUACUGGAGAAGCAACACAAGAUCUAGUGCAUCACAUAGAUGGUAGAUCAUGGUCUGAGAUACAGGCAAUCUCUAGUUAUCUAUUCCAGAACACAAGUGAGACUAGAGGAGAUCUAUUACCCACUAGCUCUACAAUGCCAGUGGGUCAAGAAUUUAAAGUCAUUAAGGAAAGCAUAUGUUCUUCGUUAAUGGAUGAUGAAUUCUCCGUCAUUGGCAUUUAUGGGAUGGCGGGAGUUGGUAAAACAGAAUUGCUGAAACAUGUCCACAAUGAGCUUCUACAAAGAUCAGACAUUCCUCAUUGUCUUUACUGGGUGACCGUGAAUCAUGAUUCCAGCAUUAAUAGAUUGCAGAAGCUUAUUGCUGCACAUAUUGGUUUAGAUCUUUCAAGUGAAGAUGAUGAUGUGUGUACAGCUGCUAAAUUGUCAAAAAAACUAAUUCAGAAAAAAACGUGGAUUCUCAUUUUAGAUAAUCUGUGCGACAUUUUUGAGCCAGAGACAGUGGGAAUUCCUGUCUCACUUCAAGGAUGCAAGCUGAUUGUUUCAUCUCAAUCAAAAGAGGUUUGUGAAGGGAUGACUAGCAGAAACAUCCGAGUGAAUCCUCUUUCUAAUGGAGAAGCUUGGGAUUUGUUGAAGCAGCAACGUCGACAAGGCAUCCCGUUUUCUCCUCCAGAUGCGGAACAAAUUGCGAGAGAUACCACCAAUGAGUGUGAUGGUUUGCCGCUAGGAGUUAUAUCACUGGCUAGAUCCACGAGGGGUUUCCGUUACAAACGCCAAUGGAGGAAUACUUUACAGAACCUGAGACAUUCAAGAGAUGGGCUAGAUCACAUGGAAAAGGCAUUGCAGACAUUGAGAGAAAGCUAUACCCACCUACUAAGGUUUGAUAGGCAACAAUGUUUCUUGUAUUGUGCAUUAUUUCCUGGAGGCUUCAAGAUCCCUAAAGAGGAUUUGAUAGCUUAUUUGAUUGAUGAGGGAGUGAUAGAAAAGCGGGAGAGUAGGGAGGAUGAAUUUGACGAAGGCCAUUCACUGCUUGAUAGACUUGAAGAUUUCUGCUUAUUGGAAAGUGUUGAUGGUGGUUGUGCUGUCAAGAUGCCUAGCUUGCUCAGGAUAAUGGCCAUCAGAAUACUUCAGAAGGACUAUCAAGCCAUGGUUAGAGCAGGUGUACAAUUAGAAGAAGUGAUGGAUGCAAAAGAUUGGAAGGAGAAUCUUGCGAGAGUUUCACUAAUAGAAAACCAAAUUAAAGAAAUUCCUUCCGGACAUUCACCAAGGUGUCCCAGGCUGUCAACUCUAUUGCUACACUAUAAUAUAGAGUUGAGAUUGAUUGGAGAUGCAUUUUUCGAGCAAUUGCAUGAGCUCAAGAUCCUCGAUCUGUCUUAUACAGAUAUUUUAAUAAUGCCUGAUGCUGUCUCUAAUUUGGUGAGGCUCACUGCAUUGUUGCUUAUUGGUUGUAAUAAGUUAAGACAUGUACCAUCGUUAGAAAAGCUCAGGGAAAUGAGGAGGUUGGAUCUUUAUCGCACUGCACUUGAAAAUAUUCCUCAAGGUUUGGAAUGUCUAUCCGAACUGAGGUAUCUUAGAAUGAAUAACUGUGGUGAAAAGGAAUUUCCUAGUGGGAUAUUACCUAAUCUAUCUCGCUUGCAAGUCUUUAUACUUGGAUGGGGACAAUAUGCUCCGAUGACAGUUAAAGGAGAGGAAGUAGGAUGCUUGAAGAAGUUGGAAGCUUUGGAAUGCCAUUUGAAAGGUCACUCUGACUUCGUGAAGUUUUUCAAAUCUCAGGAUAAGACCCAAUCACUCAAAACUUACAAAAUUUUUGUAGGACAGUUUGAGGAGAAUGAUGGUUACAAUGUAAAAACGUGUUGCAGAAAAUCAGCAGGGGGGUUCGGUAAUUUGAGUGUAAACAAAGAUGGAGAUUUUCAGAUCACUUUCCCAAAUGAUAAUCAGGAACUAAUCGUUCGGGAGUGCAGUAGCAUGGAGAGCUUGGUUUCAUCUUCUUGGUUCUGCUCUUCUCCACUACCACAGCCAUCUCCAUCUUAUAAUGGUAUAUUUUCUGGUCUUAAAGAGUUCUAUUGUUUUGGAUGUACAAGUAUGAAGAAAUUGUUCCCUCUUGUCUUCCUGGAAAACCUAGAAGUGAUUGAAGUUAGUAAUUGUGAGAAAAUGGAGGAGAUUAUAGAAACAAGAUCAAAUGAUGAGGGGCUGAAGGGUGAAGAAAGCAGCGGCAGCAGAAUUCUGAAACUCGAACUUCUGAAGUUAAAAAUUCUGAAAUUGAUUGAAUUACCAAAAUUGAAAAGCAUUUGUAAUGCCAAACUGAUUUGCCAUUCUCUCAAAGUAAUUCACAUAAGAAAUUGCCAGGAGCUAAAGAGGAUGCCAAUUUGUCUUCCGUUGUAUGAAAGUGACCAGCCAUCUACUCGUCUUUCUCUUCAUGAAAUCAUAGCAUACCCAAAAGAAUGGUGGGAUUCAGUAUUGGAGUGGGAGCAUCCUUACGCUAAGAAUGUCCUUGGUCUCUUUGUAAAGUUUCAGUAGGAGACGACUGCUUUUAAUGAAUUACGCCGAUGGUGAAGAAAGACCUCUUAUUUAAUAAGGAUCGGAAGAAAGCAUAUUAUGAAUAAGUCUUGUGUUGUUUCAGUUCUGCCCUCUGUUCUGCUUCUAGUGAUAGAGAGGCUGCUUUGUUGAUCAUGACUAUCAUGGGGGUUUCUGAGGCUUGUCAUUCACCUGCUCUCAUGCAUAGAGAUCUUAAGCCUUACAGCUUAUUGUUUCAUAGUGUACGUUGAGGAGGAUGCUCCUCUUAAGGCCACAGAUUUUGAACUCUCUGUAAUAUUCUACAACCAUGUAUGGUACCUUUAAUGCUUGUUUUGGAAUUUUUAUUUUCAUCUUGGAUUCCAUGUGUUCA
Messenger RNA from Populus trichocarpa (black cottonwood), 3966 nucleotides. RefSeq names its product probable disease resistance protein At4g27220. NCBI's taxonomy places the organism in Eukaryota, Viridiplantae, Streptophyta, Magnoliopsida, Malpighiales, Salicaceae. Gene Ontology annotation, molecular function: DNA binding; ADP binding; protein binding. The transcript is spliced from 6 exons. The record is from RefSeq and is a predicted model, not a curated record. Bases 510 to 3599 code for a protein of 1029 amino acids.